This is a messenger RNA of Corvus hawaiiensis (hawaiian crow), 10666 nucleotides long. It is a transcript of the gene PXN, whose product is annotated as paxillin. NCBI's taxonomy places the organism in Eukaryota, Metazoa, Chordata, Aves, Passeriformes, Corvidae. Gene Ontology annotation, biological process: endothelial cell migration; transforming growth factor beta receptor signaling pathway; substrate adhesion-dependent cell spreading. Bases 5538 to 7478 code for a protein of 646 amino acids. The record is from RefSeq and is a predicted model, not a curated record. The transcript has 11 exons.
AACUGCUGCUGGGUGGCUGCCUUUGCUGUUGAGCUUUUCAGGAGGACCCACGUGAAUUUGUAAAUCGGUGCCACAAAUGCAAAGUUUUGCUAAUUUUAAGGGGCAGUUUUGGUCUGAAGGUACAGAGAAGCUUUAAAAUUUUAAUGGAUAUUGUCUUUACUGUAAUUUACCAUACGACAUACUGAUAUUAGUUUGGACAUUUUUUUGUUAAGCAGUGACACAAGGCAUGACUUGAUAAUGAGAAAGCACAAGGCUUUAAACAUCAGUACAUCAAAGAAAGAGCUGAGUGAUUUUACUGACCAUGCAAUCUGAACUUCCUUUAGGCAGAUCUGGGCAACAUGAAGUAAAAAUCCCAGUGGAUGCUCUGUACUGAUACUCCAGCAGUUGUUAGGUCUGGAAAAUGACCUACCUUUUGUGCCUUGAUUUUUUGUGUAUCUUAAAUAACAAUCUGCCCCUGCUUCACAAGAAAGCUGAGAACUUUUAUGUGUCCUGUGUUCUAACCACCUUCUUGACAUAUUGGUUAAAUUUUGGAAAACUUUUAAAUGUCAUCUCCUCAAAAUGUUUUACACAGUAAGCCAAGCUAUUUUACGUGCUUUCUGUAUAUGUGAACUGGAGAACUUAAGGAUUUUAAGAGCUUCUAAUUGCACUUCGAGUUUUUAAGGUCUCAUUUUGAAUGUAGCCUUUGUAUUUUAUUGCUUUUGUAGUCUCUGAUCUUUUUGCAUUUAAAAGCAUUGAUUAGAAUAUAAUGCCUUAAGAACCUGUUAAUAAAUGUCUUUUACCUGGAAGUCAGUGCCUGCCUUUACCUGUUCAUGAUUUUCCUAUUUCUGAUAAGGCUCUUCCAUUUUGCUGAGAAAAAUCAAAAUGGGAAUUCCUGCCAUCAGUGUUUGGGGCUCCCCACACAUUCUGCUGUCAAACUCCAGGGCAAUGAGAAGUCCCUACAGCAAAGCUCCAGCAAGUUGUCUUGAUGCAGGUCUUGUAGAGCACUGCAAAUAUUUCUUUUGAAAGGCUAUUUAAUAGGAUAAAUAUACCCAGGCUUCCCAUUCCUCUGCAGUUACUCACAAUGUAAAACUGUCGUGCCAGGGAUUGGGUUUCUGCCUUGAGCUGUCUCCCUAUAUGUGAGCUGGAGCUGCAUUUACUCCUGGAGGUGGGGGGAAGAAGACUUAUUUGAACCUAAUGAGAUUUAAAAAGUUUUCAUUCAGGGAUUUUGCAAAGAGGUGGCUCAGAUGAGGCUGCAAGCUCGAACUUUGGUUCUGGAGAUGCAAUUCACUUCCCCUCAUUCUCUUAGGGGACAGCAAAAAUCAAGGAUUUGAGUUCAGCAUCUUGCAGGUAUUAAGAAAAAAGGGCUGGAGAAUGGUGUGUGAUUCUACAAAUGAGAGGUCUGCAAUUCAUCUUACGCAGAGUGAGAUAGGAUUAGCAUGUAAAGUCCAUGUCCUCAUUUAGGGCUGCCCUUACGGGUAUCUUGAUUUUUAUUUCUAUUUGCCAGUCCUCUAGGAAUCUUCUGCUCCCUAAACUAGGAAAACUUGUAGCAGUUCUAUUUAUUUCGGUAAGUAGAGGCAGGGGGGAAAAUAGGGUGCAGAUAGGUGAAGAUGCCUGUUCUGUGCAGCUGCAGUAGAGGAAGUACUGUAGCUUGUGCUCAGACACCUCAUCCUCAUUCCUUAGUGUUCUGUGUCUAGGCUGUCAGGGAUGUGUGGCACCAGAGAUGCUGGGGGAGAUGGGACUCUGUGGCUGAAUGCAUUUGCUCUGUGUGGUGGCUGGAUGAGAAAUCCUGUCUCCAGUGCUACUCUAUUUCCAGAUGUCCCAUGCAAGAAGCCAAGCUAUAGGCAACGUGUGGUUUGAUACAUGUGCAGAUGUGGCUUUUAGCUGUUGAAAAUGAAAGGCGGAUAUAUGAGGCAUUUGAAGUAUCUUGCUUCAGUUAUGCAUCCAUUUCCUCCCCAGCAGUAGAUGAGAUGUGGAAGAAAAUUGACCACCAUCCUUUUGAUCUACUCACUAUAUUGAUAAUGCUGUGAUUUGCUGUGUCAGCACAGCUUAAUAAUCCUCAGUUGUUGAGAGAGAUGAACUGCAUAUGGAAAUCUUUUCUCCAGGGGAAAGCAAAUUUAGAUUUCUCUAAAUUGCCUCACUUUAAAAAAAGGAAGAAAAAGAUAAAUUCUAAACUGCUUAUGAAUAGUGGGAAAUUAUUUACUGCUUGAGGAAAAAUUAGCAUUGAAAAGCUGCUUGAUGUAAGUUGGCAAAUGUGAAUUUGUCGAUGUCUUGUCAUGACAGUUUUUCCAGAACUAGUCCAUGAUGUGUUCUGCUUCACUGUGUCACCUUAAUCCAAGAGCAUUUUUGAGAUACACAGGAAAGGGGAAGUGAACAAACUUUGAUGCUUUGAUAUCCAUGGGAAGAUACCUCUAAAUAUAUAUUUAUAUAUACUUUUCUUUUUAGUAAUUUCACUCUACCUAUUUAAGGGGGCUGAGUACAGCUCAGAUUGCUAGAAAGGGGUGUUGAUGUAUGCAUUAGUACGAAGGGGCCCCGGUGUUACCCAUUGCUGUUCCAGACCAGAGCAGUGCUGUAAUCCCUAGGCUGGUGUUAACUGCUCUUUGUCAGACAGACCUGGCCUCUUGGGAAGCUGAAGAAUGUGCCCCUGGCUGCACAGACGCUGUUCCUGCUGCAGGAUGCUGCAUCUGCAGGCCAGCGAGUGCUGACACGAAGCGAUGGUGAAGGAGCCUGCCUUGAACCCCUUGGAAUGUGUGAGCUGUUCCUCGGCCCACAGAGGUGUGGGCUGGGGAGAUAGCACAGGAAUGUGCAGUAUAGAACUUGCUCUUUUCAAUGCAGCUUGAACUGGUAAAUGAGGCUUAGCCUAAAGAUUUGCCGCGCUCUUCCAUCUUGCUACUUUGGUGGUAGAAGGGAUACUUUCUGAGUGGUUCAAUUCGUUGGAUGUCAGCCUGAGAGUUCUUGACCUGAGCUGUUGAAAUGACCAGCAGAGCUUUGGCUUUUGCUGGGAAUUACCUUGAAGCAAUGCAGUUGGUAUUAAAGGGCUCCUUAUACAUAUCUAACAUAUGUGCAGAGUGGUGUGGGGGAUUUGUAGACCAGAAUCCCAAGGACCUCAUAGUCAAUAAUGAUUUUUGGCAAAAGUGAGGAAAGGGACAGAGGAGCAGACUAAUGUCCCUGGACCUCCAGGUGUCUCGGAGUGCUUGAUAAUGGUAAAGGUGUCAAAUGUGGUAUCAUUCUUUUACUGCCCCUCCUCCACAGGAAAACCUGUGUAGAAAACCCACCUGAAUGCAAACACCAAUGUCCUCCCAUACUGGGGAGGAUGUGGUUUGAGUAGCCCUCAGGCCUGAAUAUGAUUUCAAUAUGAGUAGCCCUCAGGCCUGAAUAUGAUUUCAAUAGAAUAUGUAAUUUUUGGGCUGCCCAGUGGAGGGGAGGAAGACUCUGUCCUUCUGUUUCAUGUUUUUACACAGCUUUACCAGGUGGGUGGGCCAGGCCAGGUUACCUGAGCCUGUGGGGGACCAGCCAUGUACAUGCUGAGGUGCUCUGUGCUGCAGUGGACAGCGAGGUUAGGGUUUUGUUGGCUGUGUGAUCGCUCCAGAGUAGCCAUGAUAAGCAGGAGUGUCCACGUUGGUGUUUUAGCAGGUAUCCCUUUUGCACCCUCCUGAGCAGCACCCUGCUAAUGGAGUGGAAAAUACAGAUUUCUCUAUGCACAGCCCAUGCAUAGCUGAGCCCUACCGAAUCUUUGGAAACUGGAGUGAUUCUGCUCCUUGCACAUGUCUGUGAGUUGACAUUUUGUCUGUGGGUUGUGUUAGUGGCUUUUUGUAGUGGUGAAAAGUGGAGAGAGGGGUGAUUCUGCAGAGGAGCAAUUGGUUGAAGGUCCAUUAUAACUGUGGUUUACUUUACUGCUACAAAAUGGUUAAAUCUAUUCUCUAGAGAUAACUAAAUUUGUGGUCUUUAUCCUUGGGAGGUUCUGCGUCCUAGAGCUGUGUCUGUAGUGUUCCAGAGGGUAUUUGGGGCAGCGGUAAGGCUGUGGUGAGGUCAGUGUGUGUGGUUGUUUCCGGAGUACUGGGCGGUAGCUGCUGUGAAGAUGCGCGUCUCGGUGGGGAGGUGUAGCACACGUGGCACCGCCGAGUUUGUGUGCCUAAAACAGGGGCAGGUUCUCGGCUCUUGCGGGGCUGAACAGGUGAGGUGAAGGCACUGCCAAGCUGGGCACUGCCGUGGGUUUCGUCGCUCUGUCCCUGUGAGGGUGUUGGUGGUGCCCUCUGAUGGAUGGUGCCCGUGGGCACUGGCCCGAGUUCACUGCCUUGAGGUGACCCAGUCAGCUGCUUCCUACGGGUUGUGGGGACUAACUGGCUGAUUCACACCUCCUGCAGCACUGUCCCUCAGGGGUCACCUUGGGCAGGAACACUUCAUUACCCAGUAAAUCGAUCGAGACUUUAAUAUUUCUAUUUAAGCAUUUAAUAGUCCAUUUAAGGAGCGGCCACUGUAGUGAACUCAGAGCUGUGAUGAGAAGUGCAGCACUGCACAAGGGACAGCAUCCCUGUCACAGUUCAUCAGGUUACAGAUGCUGGGCCCUUUUGUAAAAGAGAGAGCAAUGCAUCUUUUUCGAUUAAUAAAUCUCCCUUCUUCCCCCUCAUCUCUUAUCUUACAUUGUCUUCUGGUAGUUGCACAAAUCCUAAAUGAAUGCACCGUGCUUUGGGACCUCUUGGGAUGAAGUGCUUCAUGCAAAACAAAAUGUUAAUCCCUUUGGUUAAUUUUUUGGUUGGGUUUUGAAUAAUUGCCUCAAGUCACACUCUGGACUGCAGAACUCCUUGGGGUGACCUCCAAGGGAGUGACCUGCAGCCCGUGCCUGUGGAUUGGCGAGUCGCUUCUCUCUGGCAGGGUGAUGUCCGUGAGGUGGGACAGUGCCACUGCCACUCUCACCCUGCCUUCGCCGGGGACGUUCUGCUGCUGGUGUUGGACCCUUUAAACAGGCGCAAUAUCCCAUUUCAUCAGUUUCAGGGAAGUGUGGUUGCUGAUGGGAUUGGAUCCGGGAACAGCAACGGGGAGGGAUGCGAAUGGGGAAGCCCUGUCUGUCGUGGCUGUGAGCUUGGAGCGGCUGGGGCGCAGGGAGGGGAGGACACGGAUUUGUAGGACUUGGGGGCGAGCAGGCACAAGGAGAGGUCCUUUGGCAUCGGGAAACCGGUGUGUGAGCGCCUUUCCUGUCCCGCCGGGUUGGGGUGGUGCCUUCGUGCAGCUGCUUCGGUAUCAGUUGUAAAGUUGGAGUUUAGUUUGAGUAACCGACUGAUUCCUCUCUAGCCUUUUUCUCCUCCCUCCGCUUCUCGUUCCUCGGCUCUGCCUGUUUGCUCAAGUCAGGAAGGGGGAGGAUAUGGGGGAAGUUAAUCAUUAAUCUUAACUCCUUCACAGCCACGGGGCUCAGUGCUCCUGGUAUUUCCAGACCUCCCUUCUUCCGCAGACUUGUAGAAGUAAACCAGUGCGUGUAGCCGAGCUCGCUCUGUGUCAUUAGCAAAAGGCAGCGGGUGUCUAUCCCAUGGAUCAUCAGCACAGAGAGGAGCCGAGCAGGGGAAUUUAUGUGGCGAGAUGGUUACAGCUGCCGGUCCUGCACUGAGGGCUGGAGGUGGAGGGUGGAAAAAUGGUUUGGGUCCCCUCUGCAGGGCCGGAGGAGCCCAACAUCCUCACGGGAUUUUCACUUCCUGGUGGAGUUUGAUUUGCCUUUGUCAUUGGAGAGGAGAAGCAAAAACCACUCCUUCUCGGCAAGCACUGCUCUGGGAGGUUGUGUGCCUGAAAUCUGCAGUCGUAGGACCUGCCUGACUGUAGGAAUUGCAGCUCAUCGGCAGUUUCCUGGAGACGCCUUACUGGCAGACCUGGAAUCCACCACCUCACAUAUCUCCAAACGACCAGUGUUUCUCACGGAGGAAACUCCUUACUCCUACCCAACUGGAAACCACACAUACCAGGAGAUUGCUGUGCCACCCCCGGUGCCCCCACCGCCUUCCAACGAGGCCCUGAAUGGCACCGUGAUCGACCCCUUAGACCAGUGGCAACCCAACACACCCAGAUACGGCCACCAGCAGCCUCAGUCCCAGUCUCCUAUAUACAGCUCUAGUGCCAAAAGCUCCAGUGCCUCAGUUCCUAGAGACGGGCUCAGCUCUCCUUCUCCCCGUGCCAGUGAGGAGGAGCACGUCUACAGUUUCCCAAACAAGCAGAAGUCUGCAGAACCAUCUCCCACAAUGACCAGCUCCUCUCUGGGCAGCAACCUCUCAGAACUGGACAGACUCCUUCUGGAACUGAAUGCUGUUCAACAUACUCCUGCCAGUGGCUUCACAGCAGAUGAGGCUGGCAGAAGCCCAUCACUGCCCAGUGUGGCUGGCCCUCACUAUGUUGUCCCAGAGAGUAGCAGCUCUGGGGGAGGGAAGGCUGCACCCGCAACAAAAGAAAAGCCAAAGCGAAAUGGUGCACGAGGGAUUGAAGAUGUGCGUCCCAGUGUGGAGAGCCUGCUAGAUGAGCUGGAGAGCUCUGUGCCAAGUCCAGUGCCUGCGAUCACUGUGAGCCAGGGCGAGGUAAGCAGCCCCCAGCGCGUCACCGCCAGUCAGCAGCAGGCCCGUAUUUCUGCUUCUUCAGCUACACGAGAGCUGGAUGAGCUGAUGGCAUCUCUCUCUGACUUUAAGUUCAUGGCACAGGGAAAAGCCGGGAGCAGCUCUCCUCCAUCCACAGCCACCAAGCCUGGCAGUCAGCUGGAUACCAUGCUGGGAAGUCUUCAGUCUGACCUGAAUAAACUGGGUGUAGCUACAGUUGCCAAAGGUGUCUGUGGAGCCUGCAAGAAGCCUAUUGCUGGGCAGGUAGUUACAGCCAUGGGGAAAACCUGGCACCCUGAGCACUUUGUCUGCACCCACUGCCAGGAGGAGAUCGGGUCUCGGAACUUCUUUGAGCGGGAUGGGCAGCCCUACUGCGAGAAGGACUAUCACAACCUCUUCUCUCCACGCUGCUACUACUGCAAUGGGCCCAUCCUUGAUAAAGUGGUGACGGCUUUGGACAGGACAUGGCACCCUGAACACUUUUUCUGUGCCCAAUGUGGAGCUUUCUUCGGACCUGAAGGAUUUCAUGAGAAGGAUGGCAAAGCCUACUGCCGCAAGGACUACUUUGAUAUGUUUGCUCCCAAGUGUGGAGGCUGUGCCCGGGCUAUCCUGGAAAACUACAUCUCUGCCUUGAACACCCUGUGGCACCCUGAGUGCUUUGUCUGUCGGGAAUGUUUCACCCCGUUCAUCAACGGCAGCUUCUUCGAGCAUGAUGGGCAGCCCUACUGUGAGGUGCACUACCAUGAGCGCCGUGGCUCGCUUUGCUCCGGCUGCCAGAAGCCCAUCACAGGACGCUGCAUCACUGCUAUGGGCAAGAAAUUCCACCCCGAACACUUUGUCUGUGCCUUCUGCCUCAAGCAGCUCAACAAAGGAACCUUCAAAGAGCAGAACGACAAGCCCUACUGCCAGAACUGCUUCCUCAAGCUCUUCUGUUAGAGGCACCAUAGAUGGGCGCUAAAGCAUCUUUCUGCCACCCCCUUGGCAGUUCUGUCUCUCUGAACAUUACUGUGAUUUAGGAUCCUUACCAGGCAGGGGAGGAGGGGGGUGGGGGGUGGGGGGUGCUGCUAUGGAGAGGCAGUAGAUCCAGGGAUGAGAUGGACCAUUAAACUGGAAACGCCCUUGCUGUGUCUCAGGAGAGAGAGGCUGAGAUCCCUCAUUAUGCUGUGUGUGUGUCUGUGUGUGUGACUGAUAGCUGAGGUUAGCUCGAGGGCUCCAACAGGGAGAUUUCCCCAGCCCCCUCCUGGCAGCAGGAGGCUUUGCCAGUACAUUUCAGCCUGUGUCAGCUCUCUGAGCAAAUCGUGACACUUGCAGGCAACACAACCCUCUGCUUUGACACCUCCUUCUCAAGCUUUUGCCUGCACGUGUGUAGGGUGAGCGACAGCACAGCGAGGGCACCCUGUGGCCUCAGUGCCACUCUGGCUCUGCUCACAGAGUCACAUGGUGUGUGUGACUUCCUGAGACUGGAGCAUCAGCACAGGCAGCCAAGACCCUGCAAGGGUCUCUCCAGUUCCAUUACACUGUAAGGCGAUAAUACCACUUGCUCUUUUUUUUUUUUUUUUUUUUUUUAAACUAAGAAGAAUCAAGAUGUUACUGUGUGGGGUGUUUUUUCUUUUUUUCCCUAGUUUGUUACUCCUUAUCUCAAUGCCUUUUUCUCAGCACACUGGAGCAGGAGGUGGGGCAAGUCUCGACCAUCCCUCAGCACUGUUGUGCUCUGCUGUGCGGACAGCCUGUGCCAGGCAGCUCCGUAGGCACCCAGGCCAGCUCAGGGCAUCUGCUCCCCUCACCUACUGCUCCUGAGAGAGAGGAAGAGGCAUCACCCCUUCUUUAAACACAGGUGCAGAGAGGUCAGAGCAGCCUUUUUCAUCCAUCCCUGUCAUGAGUGAGUGUGACGUGCGUGUGUUUAUCUGGCCUGAAACUCUCCCAUCUAUCAGGGCCUGAAUCUGUCACAAGACUGGGGAGAAGGAAGGGUUUAAGAAGCCAGAAAAAAAAAUCUGAAAUUUAUAUCCUUUCUUCUUCCAGUUUGCUAAUGAGACCUAUCAGCUCCUUAGUAUUUCCCUUUUCUGUACUCUUGUUAAACAUGUUCUACUGAGAGAUGCUACAGCAAUAACCUUUUAUAUUGACUGUUACUGGUAUAACAAGUCCUGGGGGUCAGGUGUGCAUGACACACUUGGAGUUUUACUAUCAAAGUGAAUACUGUAUCCUGUCUUUGAUAAGAACUAGAUUUCUACACUGAUUUUGAAUUCAUAUCUAAUUUACUUUUAAUCCUCUUAUACAGAAAUUGUUUUUGAAGUGAUUUUAAGAAAGCAACUUUUAUAUCAAGCUGUGCUGUUCUAGACAGUGCCAGUUGUGCUGGCUUACUACAUCUGUAACCUCAAUGCUUUGUUAAGCCUAACUAACAUUCACUAUUUCCUUUUUGUUGCGGGUUGGGAGGGCUGGAAUCUAUGGGGAAGGGAAUGUGACUUGUAUUUUUUUUUCCCUAGCAAAGGCAGGUGAACUGUGAAUAGGUUUGGGGUUUUUUUUUUUCCUCCUCUGGGUCACCUAAAAGUGUGAUUCUGGUUUUUAUUGUAACCUAUAAACUGCUGUAUUUGAAUCACCUGCUGUUCUCCCAAAGCCGAGCUUCCAGGAUGUUAAGAGUGAGUCUUAAUAUGAUGCUAUGGGAGAAGGAGCUCAGACCUUUGCCCUUGGCUUCUCAUCUUCAGCUGCCUGAAACCAGAGCAGGGUUAAUUGGGGAAGGGGCUCCUUUUCUUUUGUGGAAGAAAGGUCUUGUGACUGAGGAGAAGAAACUGGGAGACAGACUCUCUUCCUGACUAGCUGUGCAACUUUGGGCAAGGUUACUAACCCUUACCGUGCCUCAGUUUCCCCAUCUGUAAAAUGGGGGCAGUUUAGCCUGGAUUUGUGAGGUUAUUCUGAGGCCUAGUUCAUGUUUGCUAAAGCACUUUUAGGUCUCUGGCUGGAGGGUGCUAUGGAGAGGGAAGUAUUGCGGUGAAGUUCCCGGUGGCCAUUCUGUGGUACCAGCCCUGGAGUGGUGUUUGGAAUUACUGCUCGAGAGAGCUGCUGCCAUUGCAGCGCAACACAACCAUUGGCAUCCGGUUGUGUUGUGCAGCUCGGCAGGUGCAUUAUAGGGGUCCAGGGGCAGCUGUGUCAGAAACCAGCCCUGAAAGCCUGGGUCACUGCCCCAUGUAACCUCAUUGCAGUGCUGUGCUGCCCUGCUCAAGUCACUGAAACUGUCCCACUGAUUGCUCCCAACAAACAAACCUCACUCAGUGUGUGGGUGGGAGGCCAGAGAGAGCUGUGGGAGCACUAGAGCUGUGUCAGCUGGGCUGAGCACAGCUCUGGGAAAUUCUUGAGGCAAGAGUCCUUAUGCAUUUGCCUUUUCAUCUUGUGAGUCUAUUUGACUUAAAAUGGAUGCUCCUAAGCUGCCUGUGUUUAUCUCGCUGGAAAGAUCAACUUCCUUGGUGCCGCUGAGGGGACACACAGCCGUUUUGUGGAAGUGCUGGAGAGGCGUGAGAUGUUUUUGGCACUGCCACUUUGUGGGACACCUGCAAACUGUGUAAUCCUGUGCCUCUCUUUCCCUGUCUGCGGAGUCUUUAACCUAUCUCGCUGCUAGCUGAGGCUGUGUCAGUGACACUUGUGGCACACCUGGGUGCAGGGUGCUGUGUAGGGUGCGUGGUGCUGAGAGGAGGCUCCUCUGGCCUUAGUGCUUAACUGAGAUAAUUUCACAGUCACCUUCUGCCUUCAUCUGGUGUCUGACAUGCUGGGAUGCGACACCGAUGCUACUCUGCCAAAUAACGCCUUGUGGUGGCUGCCGCCACUGUGGGUGUCCAAAAUGCCUGUUCGUUCACUGCAGAUGCGGUUUUAGGGUAGCACAGCCGCUGUUGGGGUGCGGGGGUGCGAGGGCUGGAGAUGGAAGUGCGCCGGCAGGGUCUAUGAGUGCACCCCCGGGCCAGGCGCUAUCCCUGGGGAAGGCCUUUCACAUCAUGUCCGGGCUGGGCUGGGGGGGAAGCUCUGCUGGGUCAACAAUUAUUUGAUUCUUUCCUCCCUUGUAAACUUCUAACUCCGCUUUUUUUUUUCCUCCAUUUAAAAUUGUUGCAGUUACGCCAAUAAAAUUUUCACCAUUAUUGUCA